Spirometra erinaceieuropaei is the source of this 4450-nucleotide messenger RNA. Lineage: Eukaryota; Metazoa; Platyhelminthes; Cestoda; Diphyllobothriidea; Diphyllobothriidae. The record is from the annotation of a GenBank genome assembly.
AUGCGUCGCUUUGAAAUAAUCCUUCGCGUCAUAUUGCGUACCGCAACAGGCCAACACACUUCGCACGCUACGGAGCAUCUAGAGACUUCCACAAAUCCGGUUACAACUGACAAUCCUGCUUAUCUUCCUACCAUCCCGCCGCUGGAUUCAAACACUGCGCGCGGAGGUCUUCUGGCGGUUUCUCCAUACGUACGUAGAAAAUGUGUCCUUUCCUGACGGUGGGACCUGAUAAAACAAACAUGCCCAGAAUCGUCGCAGCAAACGACGUCCCUUCUCCAUUCAUGAACUCCCCCUCCUCUCAUAUCCUUAUGUGCACUACGAAUCUACAAAAUUUUUGCAUUCGUCCUCUCAUACCUAAAUUUGGGGUGUUCCGUUAACUAUCUGAUUACAGAAAACAGGAAAAUUACCAUGUUUUUGAUCGACAUUUGGGAAAUAACUUUCGAGUUGCCUUAUUUUGGAGACAAAGUGUGUUUGCAACAGGAUUCGUUAAUGUGAUCAGUUCUAAUGUGACGACAUUCCGAGGCACCUUUAAAACUUAUGCACUAUGCCCCAGAUGUUGUCGAACUCAUUCUGUACAUGCUGUCAAGUGAGGAUGAGUCCUAAUAUACAGAACAAUGAACUCUCACUCGUCCCAUUAACAAAUCAUUAUAUUAAUACAUCAAAUGCUUACCCGGUGUCUGUAGAUCUUGGUUCCUCGGUGCGAGACACUGUAAUUUUUCUUUUAUUUAAUUCGUGUGGCUGGGACUCAAUCACCUUCGUUGCCGAUUCAAGGUCACGGAAGACAACAAAACCACGAUCGAGUCGUUUAAACCUUUCCACCAAUCUGACGUCCUUUAUAAGGCCAAAUUUGGAGAAGUACUCAUGCAGAUCACUUUCGGUUACCGCUUGGGGCAGGGCUUCAAUAAAAAUUCUGUUCGGGUUCGACUUCUGCGUCACUUCGUUUUUGGAUCUGGGUCAAAGAAUCAGAGAAGUCAAAGUUAGGCCUUUUCAAGAGGCAGGCGCACGCUACAUAGUCUGGGGCAAACUGCCUUGUGAAUCAACUUUUUUAUUGUUGAAUUUGAGGCCUGAUUCUGAUUUUCAAGCGAACAUUAUGUCUGCAGGAGGAUCAUUAGGCUAUCCUGAUUGCCAUAAAAGCGUUCACCGCAUUGGUACUUCGUUGCCGAGACUGUUCAGAUUAUAAACUUCCUGCGGGCAGUCAGAGUUCUGAACGAUGGCUUUGAGUGACAAUCCGAAACAUCAGGCUAAUAAACUGCUUCUUCCAGCGAUCAGAUCUUUUUCUUCUAAAUAUUCGAGAUGUCUUAGCGAUUUCGUCCAAACUUCCCCUGUGUCCUCAGUAUUUGUCAAUACCCCGAUCGAGGCAACUUUUUUUUCCGUCACCGUUUGAGGUAGCACGCUCAACGACCCAGUGAAUACCGGAUCAACCCUCCGGUGAUAGGUGUACUAAAAUGCUCUGAUCUAGCUUUCGGGAACAACGGCCAGACGCAACAAAUUUCCUGGCAGAUUGUUCCUCAAAACUUUACCACCCUAGGCAGGAGUAAAUGUAGAUGUUUGUUGCAACAUUGGCUAAAAAUACGUCGUCGUACACGGUAGACUUUUUACUUUGUAGGCACCUUACGAACCCUCUCCUCAUCUAUGAGCGUUUUCAUACACAUUCCCAGCCCUGGCCUGUCUAGAACCCUGUCCUCACCACAGUGCUCACCGUUAGGUGUGGUUGAAAAUCACAUUCAAAUUUAAAACAAUUCAGUGAAGAGCAUCGAAUUAUGGUAGGCAUUAAAAGAGGGGUUGGUCUACCUACUGACUACUAUAUUUUUAUUUUAUUUUUAUUUUAUUGUAUUUUACAUAUUUUACAUAUUUUAGUUACAUACAUAUUACAUAUUAAAUUACAUAUUACAUAUAUCACAUAUUAUAUACAUAUUUACAUAUUACAUAUAACAUAUAUUACAUAUUACAUACAUAUUUGCAUAUACAUAUUUAUAUACAUACCUACUGACUAUCAUAUUUUUAUUUUAUUUUAUUUUACAUAUUUAACAUAUUUUUCACAUAUUUUACUUAUUUUACAUUUUUAUUUUUAUUUUACAUAUACUCCGCUUGUUGGAUGCCCGAAAAUUGGGCCAAAGCUUUCAAUGCACUUGGAAUAAUGAUUCGUUUCAAAAUUGAUCAAUGCAAUGAUUAAAAUGAUAGAGCGCGGUUAUUUUUCAGCAGCCAUGUAACCAGCAAUUAUAAGAUUUCAGACUUGCUUGGAAAACCAAACAAGAGAAGUGUGGGGUUACAAGUAUUUCCCUCGCACUUAAGUUGAGCUUUUGCUAAGCCCCAAGGUCGUACCAAGUACUGCCGCCUAGUUUCAUCUAUAAUCUUACCAACAUUUCAGUCCAAACCACCCUUUCCAUAUUACUACGAAUGCCAGCCCUCGCCCUUACCCUUACUCCAAAUGCAAUACGAAGAGGGCGUGGCCUCGAUCGUAUCUCAUCAGACGGACAUUUUUUUAUAACAACCGUGUGCGGAACGCCAUUUGUAUUUGAGCAGAGUGAUACAGUAGGCCGCGUUACUUAACAGCUACGAAGCCAACAUCCCGGUCCUUCUAAUGGUACGCGAAUUUUGAGAGUUUUCUAGAUCUUGGUUGGCAUGCACUCUCAGUCCUCACUUUUCCACUAUUCUCACCUACCUCAACUCUCGCCACCUGUCACAAACCUGACUGAGAAUUUGGUGUUUGGCAACGUGUGUGCACAGAAAAGUAUAAACGCAUAUCAGUGGUGCUACUUUGAGUUUUUCGCAAGGCAGACGAAAAAGCGGGUAGUUCUUAUGCAUAGUUUCUUGCUUUGCACUUAUUUGCACAAUGUGCAUCAGGCUACUUUGAUCACAUAAUUAAGAGAUCUGAAAAAAUAUUGUUGCAUCCGGUGUGUUUAUUCUCGUCUACUUCCCUUUCUUCAUCCCUCUCGGGCUUCCCCUGCUAACACUCAACGUUACUGCCAGUAUCUUAUUCAAACCGAAGAUCGUUCGACGGCAAAUUUGUUACCUCCAUGCACUUUUCGCAGCUAACUAUUUUACCUAGGCAAAAUCUCAGCGCCAAAUACUGGGCGGGGAGGUCGUUGCGCUUGUUGAUUGAUUGGAGACCGGAAAACCAUGACUAGAACAAUUCACAGUUCACGCGGUUGCUGUAUGUAGAAAGAAAUGUUGUUAUGUCAAACUGGAAUGAGUGGUUGCGUCCCUCUGAAUAAGCCGCGACCUGCAAGAUGGCAUCGCUCCUCCUCACUGCUACCGCGUGCUCGGUUAUCCGCGUCCGGAGUAGUCUUCCGGUUUCUUUGACAUAGUCACUUUGCCCACAACUACACAAGACCCGGUGAACGACUCCAUACGUUUACCCGUGGCAGUGGAUCUUUCGGUCUCAUGAUCUGGCGCCUUAUAGUUGCCUCCGGUCUGUGUGCAACCCCAUGUCCAAGGGGCGUAGAAGGACUACUGACGACUUCCAAGAAAUUUUCACAUAUGGCAGAGCUCGCCAAUAUUUGGGGUUAAUGGAAUCCUUCUAUGACCUCGAUUCCGCAGGCACUGGUGGACGAAGUUUUGGGGGUCGCCAUUGAAAGGUAGUGUAAUUCAGCAACCUUACCUGACUCUGUCUCUAAUGAUGGAUCUAAGUGAGAAUCCGAAACGUUGGGCUGAUAAAGAAAAGGUGUACUAUGUCGCGUGGGGCCACUCGCCAUUGCUCUCUAAUGAUAGAUGAAGGAGCAGGAAGUGUAUGAAACGACAUUUUGAUGUUCAUUUGUUUACAAGCGCUAAUCGAAAAGUGCACAAUCUGGCCUUCUUUCCAUUAGUCCGGCCUCUGUCCUUCUGUCUGGUACUCAACGCCGAAUGCAUGCGGUCGGGUGAAGUUAGGAGCCGUCUUACAAACGACCAAGCGGAAGGUAGUGAUUUGCGAUAGGUAUCAAAAUAAGAUAUGACUUACCCACAGAGGAAUGUUCAGUCCCCUACGUACUUAGUUCCCUAUGUUCAUUUUAUAGAUAUGCCCAUAUUUUUCCUCUUUCAACCUACCUGCAAUAACGGUUUAGUGUUAAAAUGAUCCAGUAGGAAACUUUUGAACUUCAGUAGUGGCCUUCAAUUACAAGACUUUGGGUCUGCUCAGAACUUACUAGUGGUGUGAAAAUGGUAACACACAUCGCCACGAAAUCCCUAUUUCUUAAAAAAUGAAAACCGGUCGGGAAAUGCGCAGAUGAUAACGCCUAGAAACUGUGACUUUCCGUUUAAUUUCAAAAGGGUACAAAGUUUAGCGUCCUAGCUUUAACCCUAAGUAUAAAUCUUACGCUGGUUGCGCCGAAAUUCGUCGACAAUCUGCCUGUAGUAUAAAAAUAAGAAGAAGGAGAAGGAGAAGGAGGAGGAGGAGGAGGAGGAGGAGGAGGAGGAGGAGGAGGAGGAUAAGGAGGAGGAGGAGGAGGAGGUAUUUAUAACCCUGUCUUGCUAG